CUUACAGCAGGUAAUCCAACAUUCACUUCUGGUAAUACUGUAAUAUGGGAGAACGAGAGAUAACGUCAGCUUUAGACAUGUUGUCCUGUGUUGUCCUGUUGUUGAUGGUUCCUCUGCUGAUGGUUGAACAUGCAUCAUGUGCACCUACAACUAACUCAACUUCACCACCUCAACUUCACCAACUCAACUUCACCAACUCAACUUCACCAACUCAACUUGCCGUGCAGGCGGUACACGAGGGCAGACAUGCAGUCGGGGUUGGGCCCAGUUUCCAGUCUCUCAGAACAGACUUCAACAGCUUGGAGAGGCUGAGGAACAGAACACGAUAUGUUGCCAGGAGCUGUAAAGAAACAAGGGACAGAUAUAACCAACAUGAAGAUGGUCUGUACUACCUGACUACGGCCAGCGGGGUGGUGUACCAGACCUUUUGUGACAUGACCACAGCGGGUGGCGGCUGGACUCUGGUGGCGAGCGUGCACGAGAACAACAUGUAUGGGAAGUGCACGGUGGGUGACCGCUGGUCCAGUGAGCAGGGUAAUAACCCCAACCGGCCAGACGGAGAGGGGAACUGGGCCAACAGGGUCACCUUUGGAACAGCAGAGGGCGCCACCUCUGAUGACUUCAAGAACCCUGGGUAUUAUGACAUCGUGGCGGAGGACAUGUCUGUGUGGCACGUUCCCAACAACUCUCCUAUGGAACACUGGAACCUGGCAUCCAUCCUGCGUUACCACACAGAGAGACGCUUCCUCACCCUGCACGGAGGCAACCUGCACCAACUCUUCAAGGUAUCAAACACACACACAGAGAUGCUUCCUCACCCUGCACGGAGGCAACCUGCACCAACUCUUCAAGGUAUCAAACACACACACAGAGAGAUGCUUCCUCACCCUGCACGGAGGCAACCUGCACCAACUCUUCAAGGUAUCAAACACACACAAGAGAUGCUUCCUCACCCUGCACGGAGGCAACCUGCACCAACUCUUCAAGGUAUCAAACACACACACAGAGAGAUGCUUCCUCACCCUGCACGGAGGCAACCUGCACCAACUCUUCAAGGUAUCAAACACACACACAGAGAUGCUUCCUCACCCUGCACGGAGGCAACCUGCACCAACUCUUCAAGGUAUCAAACACACACACAGAGAGAUGCUUCCUCACCCUGCACGGAGGCAACCUGCACCAACUCUUCAAGGUAUCAAACACACACACAGAGAGAUGCUUCCUCACCCUGCACGGAGGCAACCUGCACCAACUCUUCAAGGUAUCAAACACACACACAGAGAGAUGCUUCCUCACCCUGCACGGAGGCAACCUGCACCAACUCUUCAAGGUAUCAAACACACACACAGAGAGACGCUUCCUCACCCUGCACGGAGGCAACCUGCACCAACUCUUCAAGGUAUCAAACACACACACAGAGAGAUGCUUCCUCACCCUGCACGGAGGCAACCUGCACCAACUCUUCAAGGUAUCAA
Salmo salar (Atlantic salmon) is the source of this 1475-nucleotide messenger RNA. The record is from RefSeq and is a predicted model, not a curated record. NCBI's taxonomy places the organism in Eukaryota, Metazoa, Chordata, Actinopteri, Salmoniformes, Salmonidae.